AUGGCUGCGGAUAUGGGUAUGCGCACCUACACCACGAGAAACAUCAUUCAAGCGAAAUUAUUUUCGCCGCAGCAACAGCAGGGUGCGGAUGUGGCAGCCAGCUUGAAGGAGCUGCAAGGGGAGAUGGCGCAUCCAUUGGGCAGCCAGUGCGUCCGCGAUUGCCUCGCCGAGAAGGGCAGCCUAGUGCUGGAUCCGCUGGGUGAAUGUCAGCAGGUCGAGCAGCAGUUCGACUGUACACUGUACUGCAUGUUUGAUGUGGAGCCGCGCUAUUAAGCCAUUAACCGAUAUAGUGCAAAUACGCACA
Drosophila sechellia is the source of this 304-nucleotide messenger RNA. RefSeq lists its product as uncharacterized. The transcript has 2 exons. Lineage: Eukaryota; Metazoa; Arthropoda; Insecta; Diptera; Drosophilidae. The record is from RefSeq and is a predicted model, not a curated record. Bases 1 to 273 code for a protein of 90 amino acids.